UGAGAAGGUUGUUUUUGUUUCAAUAAUAUACAUCCCUUUCAGUUGUUGUUCCCAUUAUAUUUAAUUUCUAGUGCGAUAUCAAACUUCCCUUUGAGUGGUUCUAAUUAUCCGAAAUGUUGAGGCUGGCAAUAUUUUUCUGCUGCUCCCUUAUUGUACUAAAUUUGAGGGGAUCCUCGGCUCAUUCGCAGGAAAAUGGAGGGACCGUGUGCAUUCUGCAUGAUGCCCCAACACAAUGUGGCGCCUUCUGUUUGUCCGCAUUGCACCCGCUGUUUGACGACAACGAUAAAAUCCUAAACAGGUUGGAUGUGAUCGAGGAAUAUGGCAAAAAGGCAAUCACAAAAGAAGAGUUCGAUGCGAAAUUAAAAGCUGUCAAUUCCGAAGUACGGAACCAACUUCGGAGUCUUCAGACAACAAUGGAAAAACAGCGUACCGAAAUGCAGAAAGACUUUGCGGCAAAACUUCAGUCAGGACUUAGAGAUAUGCAAGACCAGCUAAAAAGAGACGUUUUAAAUAUUCCCGAGAAGUUCCAGAAAAUCGGCACUAGGUACUUUUACAUAGAAAAUAAUACUAAAAAGACAUGGGCUGAAGCUGAAAUAAAAUGUAGACAGAUGGGAGGUUAUUUAGCGGCGAUUCAAAACCAAGAUGAACUGAAUGCCAUCACAGCAAAGCUCAGAAAGGAUACUGAUUACUGGCUUGGCAUUAACGAUUCGGCAAGUGAAGGCCAGUAUGUAUCUGUUGCCUCUGGAAGACGAGCUCCAUUUUUAAAGUGGAAGCCCGACGAGCCCAAUGAUUUCGACGGAGCUGAGGAAUGCAUUCAUCUUUACAACGGAGAAAUGAAUGACUUAUUUUGCAGCAGAGAACAUGUAUUCCUGUGCCAGGCAGAUAACAAAAUAUAGAUCAAGAGAAAUUACUUACA
Molecule: messenger RNA, 916 nt
Organism: Drosophila takahashii
Lineage: Eukaryota; Metazoa; Arthropoda; Insecta; Diptera; Drosophilidae
Product: accessory gland protein Acp29AB-like
Molecular function (GO): signaling receptor activity
Source: RefSeq, a predicted model, not a curated record